CAGUAGGAACAGGCUGCGUCAGACACGCCCCUCCUCCCUCUCAGUUGCUGCUGCAACCUGCACUCGGCAUCUUCCAUCACAGGGUCGCGGAAAAAAUCGCCUUUCUGCUCUUAAGCAACAAGUCAUUCUGUGGAUGCACAGGUAUCAUUUAAAAGGAUGGAGGCCCUGUUAAAUGAGUGGCUGUGGCGGGAGGAGCUCUGGCUUCCUCCUGGGCAUCACUGGGAGGACAUGAAGAUGACGGAAGAAGAGGGCCACUUUCCUCUACCAAGGGAUCUCAUCGACACUUUGCCACUAGUGAUCACCUUUAUAUUCCUCAGAUAUAUCUUUGAGAGGAACAUUGCGAUCCCACUAAGCAGAGUCCUGGGUGUUAAGGAUCAGAUUUGGAUUCGACCCCGUUCUGUCCCAGAACUGGAGGCUUUCUAUAAACGGAACAGCCGGCCAUCGCAGAGUGAAGUAGUGAGCUUGGAAGACCAGUGUGGACUCUCCCAGAGACGGAUCCAGACCUGGUUUAGACGCAGAAGAAACGCGGACAGACCCACCAACACCAAAAAGUUCUGCGAGGCCUCAUGGCGGUUUGUGUUCUACCUUGUAGCAUUCAUAACAGGCAUCAACUCUUUAAUUAAUACUCCAUGGUUCUGGGAUCAGAAAGAAUGUUGGACGGGUUAUCCCAAACAGCCGGUGGCCAAGGUCCAUUACUGGUAUUACAUGUUGGAACUGAACUUCUAUUUGUCCCUGCUUCUAAGUCUCUCUGUGGAUGUGAAGCGGAAAGAUUUCAAGGAGCAGGUAGUGCAUCAUAUUGCCACCAUAGUUCUCAUCUCUUUCUCCUACUGUGCCAACUAUGUGAGGGUUGGGACCCUCGUCAUGGUGAUUCACGACUCAUCUGACUUUAUUCUCGAGUUGGGUAAAAUGUUGAAAUAUGCGGCGUGGACGAGGACAUGUGACGUGCUGUUUGUCGUCUUCGCGCUGGUCUUCCUCGUCACGAGGCUGGUUGUUUUUCCAAGCAGAAUCAUCCACACCACCCUGGUGGCUUCUCGUGAGUUCUACGAGCCUUUCUUCGGUUAUUAUUUCUUCAAUGCUCUGCUGUUUGUUCUACAAGGGCUGCACAUCUACUGGGCCUAUCUCAUCUUGUGUAUGAUACACAGGUUUGUCUUCAAGGGCAAGGUUGAGGGUGAUGUACGCAGUGAUGAGGAGAGCGAAGCAGAUAGCAAUGAACAAGAGGAAAAGCCGGAGGAAGAAGGGAAUGAUUCCAGCUCGGAGCAGAGGAAUGAUGCAGUUAACUCCAAACUGGCAUCUGUCACGGAUAAAGACAAGAAGAAAAAGGAGAGCAUCUUCGACUUGUCCAAAUACAUCGACAAGCCGAUACGUGUCAAGUUUCAAGGAGGACGAGAAGCCAGCGGUGUUCUCAAAGGAUUUGACCCUUUGCUGAACCUGGUGCUGGACGGUACAAUCGAGUACAUGCGCGAUCCAGAUGACCAGCUGAAGCUGACAGAAGACACCAGGCAGCUGGGGCUAGUGGUCUGCAGAGGAACCUCCGUAGUGCUAAUCUGCCCUCAGGAUGGCAUGGAAGCCAUACCAAACCCAUUCAUACAGCAGCAAGAUGGCUAACACAUAAGCUUCCUUGCUAACCUAUCCCAUAGAAUUGUUCACAUUCUUGAAUAUUUCGCUGUUUAUUUUUUUGUUUCCUUUGUUUGUUUGGAUUUUUGUAAACAACCCAUAAUAGAUAGUGUUUGUAGAAUUGUACAUUUUCUCAGUUUAAACGUGUUUUCUUUGUUCUGUUGUUAAUAAAAUAUGGGUUUAUGAGAUUUGCAAA
Messenger RNA from Archocentrus centrarchus (flier cichlid), 1810 nucleotides. RefSeq names its product LSM7 homolog, U6 small nuclear RNA and mRNA degradation associated (gene lsm7). Gene Ontology annotation, molecular function: DNA binding; RNA binding; sphingosine N-acyltransferase activity. Gene Ontology annotation, biological process: nuclear-transcribed mRNA catabolic process; mRNA splicing, via spliceosome; ceramide biosynthetic process. The transcript is spliced from 14 exons. The record is from RefSeq and is a predicted model, not a curated record. Lineage: Eukaryota; Metazoa; Chordata; Actinopteri; Cichliformes; Cichlidae. Gene Ontology annotation, cellular component: membrane; U2-type prespliceosome; U6 snRNP. Bases 157 to 1605 code for a protein of 482 amino acids.